Messenger RNA from Ochlerotatus camptorhynchus, 1482 nucleotides. RefSeq names its product mucin-4-like. The record is from RefSeq and is a predicted model, not a curated record. The transcript has a single exon. NCBI's taxonomy places the organism in Eukaryota, Metazoa, Arthropoda, Insecta, Diptera, Culicidae. Bases 1 to 1482 code for a protein of 493 amino acids.
AUGUCGGACUUCGACUCCACGGCUCCACGACUUCGACUCCACGACUUCGACUCCACGACUUCGACUCCACGACUUCGACUCCACGACUUCGACUCCACGACUUCGACUCCACGACUUCGACUCCACGACUUCGACUCCACGACUUCGACUCCACGACUUCGACUCCACGACUUCGACUCCACGACUUCGACUCCACGACUUCGACUCCACGACUUCGGCUCCACGACUUCGACUCCACGACUUCGACUCCACGACUUCGACUACACGACUUCGACUACACGACUUCGACUACACGACUUCGACUACACGACUUCGACUACACGACUUCGACUACACGGCUUUGACUACACGACUUCGACUACACGACUUCGACUACACGACUUCGACUACACGACUUCGACUACACGACUUCGACUACACGACUUCGACUACACGACUUCAACUACACGACUUCGACUACACGACUUCGACUACACGACUUCGACUCCACGACUUCGACUCCACGACUUCGACUCCACGAAUUCGACUCCACGACUUCGACUCCACGACUUCGACUACACGACUUCGACUCCACGACUUCGACUCCACGACUUCGACUCCACGACUUCGACUCCACGACUUCGACUACACGACUUCGACUACACGACUUCGACUACACGACUUCGACUACAUGACUUCGACUACACGACUUCGACUACACGACUUCGACUACACGACUUCGAUUACACGACUUCGACUACACGAUUUCGACUACACGACUUCGACUACACGACUUCGACUCCACGACUUCGACUCCACGACUUCGACUCCACGACUUCGACUCCACGACUUCGACUCCACGACUUCGACUCCACGACUUCGACUCCACGACUUCGACUACACGACUUCGACUACACGACUUCGACUACACGACUUCGACUACACGACUUCGACUACACGACUUCGAUUACACGACUUCGACUGUACAACUUCGACUACACGACUUCGACUACACGACUUCGACUACACGACUUCGACUACACGACUUCGACUACACGACUUCGACUACACGAUUUCGACUACACGACUUCGACUACACGACUUCGACUACACGACUUCGACUACACGACUUCGACUACACGACUUCGACUACACGACUUCGACUACACGACUUCGACUACACGACUUCGACUACACGACUUCGACUACACGACUUCGACUACACGACUUCGACUACACGACUUCGACUCCACGACUUCGACUCCACGACUUCGACUCCACGACUUCGACUCCACGACUUCGACUCCACGACUUCGACUCCACGACUUCGACUCCACGAAUUCGACUCCACGACUUCGACUCCACGACUUCGACUACACGACUUCGACUCCACGACUUCGACUCCACGACUUCGACUCCACGACUUCGACUCCACGACUUCGACUCCACGACUUCGCCUACACGACUUUGACUACACGACUUCGACUACAAGACUUCGACUAA